AUGGAUGCAAGCGCUGCAAACAGCGGCGCGUCAAGCCUCGAGCAACAGGCCGUCUCUCAGCCCACGACGCCCCAGUGCCCCAGUCAUGAGCCAUCCAUCUCACCGCCCCGGCAUCGCGGUUCGCCACCAGCGGCACCAUCUCAGGGCCACGGGCACGAUCAAUCGAUACUCUCUGCCCCUGAUGGCGCCCUCGCCGACCCGAACUCUGCUGGCCGUGGACCAAAAGACCUUGAGGCAUUGCCAAGUCGAUCCAGACCCCGUCCUCCACCGCCCCAUGUCUUCUCUGAAGAGUGGAUGGAGAGCCUGCCUCUUCUUCACCACUACACGACCAACGUUGCUCUCACACUCUCCCGCGACCCGGCUACUGCGCCGCUGUGGGGAACUUCCCUUCCUCAAGCUGCCUUCUCGCAUCAAUUCUUGAUGCAUGGCCUGCUCGGUGUAUCAGCAUUACAUUAUGCUCAUACCAAUCCCCAGCAAGAGCGCGAGUUCACGUUCGUAUCGUCUCGGUACCAGGAUCUAGCUUUGCAAUACUUUACCACUCAUCUCAAUGACCUCAACGAUCAGAACUUUACGCCAUUCUUCUUCCUGGGCACCCUAAUAUUCCUCCUGGCUACGUGCUCCAUCGCAAAGCCUCAGGAUACCGAGAAGCCUGUUUCUCCGGAGGAAAUAGCUCGGUCCUUCUCCCUUCUUCAGGGUGUCAAGAGCAUCAUAUCUGCUAUGCCGACAUGGAUCCAGAACCAGGACGGACCUCUGGCACCGCUCUUGCAGAUGAUGGAUCCCGUCGAGGAGAAGCAGUUGGGCGGAUUCCAAUCGAGGCUGGAGCGUCUAUCUGCACUAACCAGAGAAACAAGUCCAGCGUCCCUCGAUGCCAUUAAUGUUCGCACUUCUUGCCUGCUCGCCAUUGAGUCACUUCGGACAACUUAUUGCGCGUGCAAGGGCGACCAGUCACUCAGUGGCUCACGGCGCGUGUGGACGUGGCCCAUGACACUUACGCAGUUGUUCAUCGAGCUCAUACAAAUAGCUCACCCUCUCGCACUCAUCAUCCUAGCUCACUAUGCUGCCCUCGUGAGACCCCAUGAGCAUCCAGAUUGGGUCAGUCAUGGGUGGAGCGGCAAUGUCAUGAUAUCAGUAGCAUCUUCAUUGGGCCCUGAAUGGCAUGAAUGGCUUGCUUGGCCACAGAGGUCCUUGCGAGACAACAUUGAUGUCAACGACAUGUCUGAAUAA
Molecule: messenger RNA, 1224 nt
Organism: Clonostachys solani
Lineage: Eukaryota; Fungi; Ascomycota; Sordariomycetes; Hypocreales; Bionectriaceae
Source: the annotation of a GenBank genome assembly